AUGUGUGAAGAAACAACGAAUUAUCUUUGGGCAGAACAAGAUGUACUUGGACGUGGUGCUACAUCUCAAGUAUAUAAAGCAUAUAAUAAAACAACAGGAGAAUCAGUUGCUGCUAAAGUUUAUCCAGUAUCAUCUGAUCAGCGUUCACAAUAUGGAAGAAAUGCAAAUCAAGCUCAACCAAAAGAUUUUCGUCGAAUAUUAGAUCGCGAAAUGGAGAUACUUAAAGCUACUAAUCAUGAAAAUAUUAUUCGAUAUAUUGGAGUUGAACCAGUUAAAUCACUUGAUUCAUCAUCAAUGGGCACUCGUGAAGCUUUAUUUAUUGAAUAUUGUAAUGGUGGAAGUUUACAUAAUGUUCUUGAAUUACCUGAAAAUCGUUAUGGCCUUAUCGACGAUGAAUUUAUGUUAGUUUUUAGACAUCUUAUUAAUGCACUUCAAUAUUUACAUGAUAAAAAUACCAUUCAUCGGGAUAUAAAGCCAGAUAAUAUAAUGCUUUCGAUUAAUAUCAAUGGUGAACGUACAUAUAAAUUAGCUGAUUUAGGUGUUGCUCGUCUUAUAAAUGAAGGUGAAAUGGCUUUUACUUCAAUUGUUGGAACGGAAGAAUAUAUUCAUCCUGUUUUAUAUCAAGCUGCUUUACCUGAUAAAGAAACAAAUAUUCUACCAACAACAUUACAAACUCGUGUAAAUUUUCCAUUUGAAGUUGAUUUAUGGUCACUUGGUGUUACACUUUAUCAAUGUGCAACUGGUGAACUUCCAUUUCAACCAUUUGCUGGUGCACGUAAAGAUCGAGCAGUUAUGAGACGUAUUUUAGAUUCAAAACCAACUGGUGUUAUUUCUGGUAUUGAAAAAAUACAAGGUGGAGAAAUUAAAUGGUCUAAAACAUUACCUGAUUCAUGUCGUGUAUCACCAAGUCUUAAAUAUCGAUUAGAACUUUUAUUACAACGUUUACUUGAAUCACAAUUAAAUAAAUUAAUGAAAUUUCAAGAAUUUUUUAAUGAAACUGAUCGUAUUCUUAAUUUAAUGCCAAUUCAUUAUUUAAAUUUAAAACGUUUUCAAUUAUCUUGUGGUUAUUUUGAACCAACACAAUCCAUAAUGAAAUUAUAUGAUGAAUUAAUUCAACAAAAUGGUGAUGAAAAUAAUGUUGAUUAUUAUUGUUUAUUUCAAAAUGUACCAUAUCCAAUAUCAAAAACAAAACCAAUCUCAAUAAAAAUGUUCUGUGAACAAUUACCAAUACCAACAUCACGUGAAACUCCACUUGUUUUUUAUACAUUUUCACCAUUAAAAUAUACUGAUUCAUAUUCACCAAAACUUCUUGUACCUGAAGUAAAACAAAUUCGACAAAAUAAUGACGUUGCUGCUGCAUGUGAUUGGGCUAAAGAUAUAGUUGGAUUAUUUUUUUAUGUUAAAAAUCAAUUAAUUGAAUAUCAACAUAUAUUACAAACUGCACAAUGUUCAACAACAAUAAUGCAACAGCAUUUAAAAUCAAAAUUAUUAGAAUUUCUUUGUUUAAUUCGUUCAAAACUUAUUGUUUUUCGUUCAAUUGAAGAAUUAAAAAAUAUUCUUGAUCAAAUUGAUAGUAGUACAAGUGGACAAACAAUAUCAACACAUAAUUCAUCAACGAAUGUAAAUAAUGGUACUGGAUCUUCAGGAAGAUCACAAGCAAGUGGUGAAGCACCAUCUAUUGGUUUUUCACAUUUAUUAAGUAAUAUAUCACCAAAUGAUAAUAAUUCAUCACCAGGAACAACACGUCGUCCAUCAUUAGCAUCUUCGAUGCAACUUGUUCAACAAAGUACUCGUACUUAUCUUCGUUUAUAUUCUCAACCAUAUGAUGAAUUAAGACAAUGUGAAGAAAAUAUUUUAAAAAUGAUUGAACAAGAAUUUGGUGGUCAAUUAACUAUGAUUGAUGAUCAACAACCAUUUGUUAAUACACUUUGGUCAUCAGAUAAAACUAAAACAUAUUCAACAUGGAUUCAUCGUAUAGAUAAACAUCUUAAAGAUUUAAAUGAUGUUUAUGAAAGUUUUCGUCAGGAUCGUUUAUUAAGUACUUAUAAUCGUUUACAAAUUGAUUCACAUUUUAUUCGUCGAAAAAAAUUCGAUAAUCUUCAUGUUAAAUAUAUACAUUUUGCUACUGAAGAAUGUUAUCCAAAUCUUGUUCAAAUUUUUCAUGAUUAUAAUGAAUGGAUACAACAACGUUCCGACAUGAUUCAUAAUUUUGAACAUAUUCAACAAACAUAUGAAAAACAAUGUGAAAAUAUAAUGAAUUAUGUUGAUAUGAUUGAUCAUCUUCGUACAGUUGUUUAUAAAAAUAUUCGUCAAUUAGGUAGUGCAUCAACAUUUUCACCAACAAAUGAACAAAGUCAAACGUCAUCAUCUGUACCGGCUCAUUUUGAAGCAUUGCCACAUUCAGAAAUUAUUGUAAAUAAACAACUAGCAUCAUCAAGUUAUGAAGAAGAUAAUCCAGAGUAUGCAAAUAGAACAUUAAUGAAUAAAAUUCGUGGAACAACAAAACAAACUAUUCAACAUGCAGAAGACAGUCUUAGUAAAUUAGAUAAUGUUCUUAAACAACUUCGUACACAUAUGACAAAAAAAUAA
Rotaria sordida is the source of this 2589-nucleotide messenger RNA. NCBI's taxonomy places the organism in Eukaryota, Metazoa, Rotifera, Eurotatoria, Philodinida, Philodinidae. The record is from the annotation of a GenBank genome assembly.